AAGUAAACGAUUAAGCCUAUUUCCAAUAAGUUUUUUUUCCCCAGAUUUUAAGAUGACUGCAAACAUUGUGAAUGAGAAACAACAGAUCGUAAAUAGAUGGAUUUUAGAAUAUACAUUUUCGUUGGUGUGGAAGGAUUUUGUGGAAUGUGGAUCUGUUGACCGUAAAAACAACAGGGAUCUUAUUCAAUGGAUUCUUGGCCAGCAGGUCUUCGAAGAACCCGAGGAGCUAUGGCAGAUCUAUAUCCUUUCUCUCCUGUGUCGUUUGGUGGAUGGAGAGACGUAUGAAACAAAGUAUGAAGCAGGAAGCAAUCUGACUGUACUUGAGGAUGCUGCUGGAAUUCUGGAGACCUUUUUGAAAGACAUCCCCCAGUCCCUCCAAAAGGAGGGUCAUGAUUUUCUAGACACACUCAAACAACAGGCUGUAUACGUUUGCUGCAGAGAUGACAAUUUUGAAGCAGCAAAAGAGGUUUAUGCUCGUCAGUUUUCUGAGAUUAGUAGCGAAAGAAGUCAACAGGAAAAUAAAGAGAAUAACAAUAGAGAAAUCCAGAAGCUGCUAAAAUCAGAAAACCCCAAACACAGUACACUUAAUACACACAGAUAUACAGACUUCCUUCAUAAAGCUCAGAAAUUCCUCAAACACUUCAUCAAAACAGAUGAGCCAGUAUUGUUGCAGAUGGCACACAAGAAAUGGAAACCACAGGCAAAAGGGAUGACAAAUGGGCAUGACAAAUUUAAAGACAAGUUUGUUAAUUUAGAAUCAUUAACAAAAGUGUGUGAAACCAUGGGCGAACCAAAGGAAAGGAGUUGGCCAAACUUCAUGGAACAGAGGGAUUUAAAAGAACACAUACAGAGGGUGAAUACAGAAAAAACAGAUCAGGUCAAUUCAAAUGACAAUGCCAAUACAGCAUCAACAAACGGCUCAAGUCCUUUAAAGAGGAAAAGUGGUGAAAUUUCAGAUUCACAGGGAAACAGUUCAUUGGCAACGAGGAUACGAACAAACACAAACAUGAACCCCAGAGUAAUUCUGAAUGCCAAGCUUCCCAAGUUACAUGUACCUAGCCCAGCCAGGUCUGUACCUAAGGCCACGUCUUCACCUGGGAAGUUACGGAAACCCUGGCUGGAGGCUGAAGUGAAUGACUUCUAUCAGGGGGUACAGAUUUUUGGUGUGGGAAACUGGAGUCAAAUAAGGGAUGCCAUGAAAACCUCCAGAACCAAUGUUCAGCUCAAGGAUAAAUGGAGAACAAUUCUCAAAACAGGAGAAAUUAAAAGGCUGGAGAAAGAAUUUGGAGACUUGAAAUCAAGAAAGGGAAAAAAAUGAGACUGCAAAUGGUUAAUGUGGAUCCUAGAUUUGUAUCAAUAUUAUUAGUACAUGUAUCUGUUGUGCAAGUGAGCAAUCUUUUACUGUUUCAUAACUUUUAUCUAUAUAAUUUUAUCCUUAAACAGGUAUUUUAAAAAACAAACAAUUUUAAAAACUUUUUUUGAGGCUAAUGUUUUAUUUCCACAAUGGAGUUCAUUGCAAGUACUUGUAUAAUACAUCUCAAAUUAAAUUUCAUUGUAUUUGUAAACAGAAAAACAAGUCUGUAGGAUACAAGUAUUCAAAGAAAAUAGUCAAAAGAACUGUUUUAAAGAUGAAGAUAACAUUUACAAGAAAGCAAAAUAUUUAUUAAAUUCAAACAUUUGUUCAGACAGUAAUAUAUGUACGAUUAAAAAGAUUGUAAGGAAAUUAUCAUCUAUUGUAAACGUUCAUUUCAGAUCAGCAUACUUUUUAAAGUAUAUGAUAGAGUUGAAUGUGGAUUUUCGUCAUAUACUAAUCACAGGAAAGCAUUUUGGAAAUGCAAUAUACUGUAUAUGAUUGCGUAUUAAAUUGAAAUUACAUGCCAUCUAACCCUAUGCAUUUUUUUUGCAAAUUAUUUCAACACAGUGAAAUCAUACCACAAAAACUUUCAUAAUGGUGUUGUAAUGGCACAAGAUGCUCUGUAAUCAAUGGUGUGAUCUUGUGAUGGGUCACAAUGAUCCAUCUUAAUGGAUAUGGUUUAGUACACUUAUGUUAAUGCACUGUGAUGGGGCAUGGUGAUCCCUGACAUAUAUAAAUCAUAAUAAUUGGUCAAGAUGUCCAUCAUAAUUCUUAAGUUGGUUCAAGAUACCUCUUUGUAUCAGUGUACAAGUAAAGUGUAAAGAUUC
Molecule: messenger RNA, 2181 nt
Organism: Saccostrea echinata
Lineage: Eukaryota; Metazoa; Mollusca; Bivalvia; Ostreida; Ostreidae
Product: telomeric repeat-binding factor 2-like
Exons: 9
Coding region: 53-1318 (421 amino acids)
Biological process (GO): protection from non-homologous end joining at telomere
Cellular component (GO): chromosome, telomeric region; nucleus
Molecular function (GO): protein homodimerization activity; telomeric repeat DNA binding
Source: RefSeq, a predicted model, not a curated record